This is a messenger RNA of Colletotrichum truncatum, 216 nucleotides long. The record is from RefSeq and is a predicted model, not a curated record. Lineage: Eukaryota; Fungi; Ascomycota; Sordariomycetes; Glomerellales; Glomerellaceae.
AUGAAUCACAAGUUGAUUGCUGAAGAACUAUCUAGAGGGCUUGAGCAGAUGCUCAAGUCCUGGUCUAUAUACAAGUCCCGUUUCCCAAUGUCUUGGAGAGUCUAUAGAGUCGCUCGUCGACUCUAUCGACUCUCUUCUGAUUGGUCCUUUACAGGAGUCUACAGAGUCGCUCGUCGACUCUGUCGACUCUGUCCUGAUUGGUCGAUUGUCACGUGA